Messenger RNA from Cyprinus carpio (common carp), 1962 nucleotides. Its product is annotated as ectonucleotide pyrophosphatase/phosphodiesterase family member 2-like. Gene Ontology annotation, biological process: phosphatidylcholine catabolic process; immune response. The transcript has 16 exons. The coding region runs from base 473 to 1852 and encodes 459 amino acids. NCBI's taxonomy places the organism in Eukaryota, Metazoa, Chordata, Actinopteri, Cypriniformes, Cyprinidae. Gene Ontology annotation, molecular function: phosphatidylcholine lysophospholipase A1 activity; zinc ion binding; calcium ion binding. The record is from RefSeq and is a predicted model, not a curated record.
UACCUUCACCAUCGUCUGUUCUUUUGUUGAUCUACUAUAUACAUAUAGCCUACACAUACACACACACACACGCAUAUAUAUAUAAUAACGUCUCCCGCGUACGCCCAUGGAUCUAAGUUACUUGAUUGUUCGGGGUCCCAUACACCAUACGAUGUAACGUUAGUUUUACUAAAACUUGUAUUUUACGUUUCAAAUGUUUAAAAUCUUUUCUGACCUAACUGCAACACAGCAGACAUGUAAUUGAAGGUUUAGCCGUCUGUUUUACCAAUUCUACCCCGAUAAAAACAUGUCUGUUUGGAUUUGUAUUCAGCAACAAGUACUGCUACAGUCUGAGAACCAGUUUGCCAAAUAUGACGUUAGCUCAUGUUUCCUGGUGUGAGGGUUUUGAGGGUAAAGUAAACGUGAAUAUAGUGCCGUAGUUUGAGUACUCACUCAGUGUUGCAGUGAGUCAGGGACCAGACACACAUCAACCAUGCAGCAGCUGAAAUGGGUAUUCUCCAUUAUAUAUCUUCUCUCGCGGUGCUCUGUGUGCCAGGCUUAUGUGGUCAGGCGUUCCGGCAAGGCCGAAUCAUCAGAUAAGUCUUUCUCGGGAUUUCUCUCUGACCACCCUUUUAACAGCCUGUCAGGUUCCUGCAAAAACAGGUGCUUUGAACUAGUGGAAAGUGAACCCCCAAACUGUCGCUGUGACAACCUGUGUAAAACAUACAAUACUUGCUGCUCAGACUUCGAUGAGCACUGCCUGAAAACAGCGGGGGGCUUUGUGUGCAGUAAAGAGCGCUGUGGUGAAACUCGUAAUGAACAGCAUGCCUGUCACUGCUCAGAAGACUGCAUGGCCAAAGGAGACUGCUGUACCAACUACAGGUCUCUCUGCAAAGGUGAUGCUCCCUGGUUGCAGGAAGAGUGUGAAGAGAUUAAAAACCACGAGUGUCCAGCCGGGUUUGUUCGGCCCCCUGUCAUCAUGCUGUCUGUUGAUGGCUUUCGUGCAUCUUACAUGAAAAGAGGAAGUAUGGUGAUCCCCAAUAUCGAGAAACUCAGAUCAUGUGGAACACAUGCACCAUACAUGAGACCUGUGUACCCCACCAAAACCUACCCAAAUUUGUAUACAAUUACAACAGGGCUUUAUCCUGAGUCACAUGGAAUUGUGGGUAACUCCAUGCAUGAUCCUGGCUUUGAUGCCAACUUUAACAUUCGUGGGAAAGAAAAGCUCAACCAUCGAUGGUGGGGAGGACAACCUAUCUGGAUAACAGCAGUGAAACAAGGAAUAAAGGCUGGUACAUUUUUCUGGCCAGUUUCUGAUGUGUGGUGCAUUAACAGUGGCAUUCCAUUGGAAAGGAGAGUUCUGACCAUGUUGCAGUGGCUUCACCUUCCGGAUGCGGAGAGGCCAUAUGUUUAUGCAAUGCAUUCUGAACAGUUGGAUUCCUAUGGCCACAAACUAGGACCCCACAGCACUGAGAUUGACAGCGCACUGAAGGACAUUGAUAAGGUGAUUGGACAGCUAAUGAAUGGCCUGAAACAGAUGAAACUGCACCGCUGUGUCAAUAUCAUCUUGGUUGGAGACCAUGGCAUGGAGGAAGCUCAUUGUGACCGCACAGAGUUCCUGAGCUCUUACAUGUCCAACACUGAGGACAUCAUUCUAAUUCCUGGGUCUCUGGGAAGAAUCCGAGCCCGAAAUCCAAACAACUCUAAAUAUGAUGCAAAAGCAAUUGUAGCAAACCUUACGUGUAAAAAGCCAGACCAGCACUUCAAACCAUACUUGAAGCAGCAUCUUCCCAAACGCUUGCAUUAUGCCAACAACCACAGAAUUGAGGAAGUUCACUUGAUGGUUGAGAGGAAAUGGCACAUAGCACGGUAAAUUACCUACCACAUAAUUACAUUUCAGUCUUCAUGGUUAAAAUUGUUAAAAUGUCCAAAUGUAUCACAUUUCUUGAUUUGUAGAGAUGCUUAAACCUACUAUGCAAAAAU